Cryptosporidium ubiquitum is the source of this 876-nucleotide messenger RNA. RefSeq names its product cytoachrome C oxidase subunit III. Lineage: Eukaryota; Apicomplexa; Conoidasida; Eucoccidiorida; Cryptosporidiidae. The transcript has a single exon. The coding region runs from base 1 to 876 and encodes 291 amino acids. The record is from RefSeq and is a predicted model, not a curated record.
AUGUGGCUAUCAACACGAGUUGAAAAUGUAGAUACAGGAAUAGCAACUAAACAAGGCCCAAGUAUUCCAAUUGAAGGCAUGUUUAAUACUCUACUCCGUAUGGGAUUGCUAUUCGAACUGAUGUGCUAUCUUGGACUUACACUGAUAAGCUACAACUAUACAAACCACCUCAGUUUAAAUUACCAUUCAUUAGGAGAGAUAUUGGUACAAGGAAAUGCCCCGAAAUAUAUUUCGUUUUGUUUUUUCUUAGGUAUUGUUGGCUCUCUUUAUUUAAUGUCAUUUCAAUUGCUGCUCGCCGAUGAUACAUGUUUUGCAAGAGGAUAUGUAACUGGUUCAAAAAUAAUAAAAAUUGCCACGCUUUUGGACUUCAUUGGAAAAACUAUUGGUUUUGUGUUUAUGAUGCAGCUUGGAGGUGGUGAUGAUUUAGAGUCUGCAUUCAAUAUGGCAGUUGCCCAGGGAGGAGUUGAGAUUAAUUUCCUAACUUUCGGGCAAAUAUUGUGUGGUAUUGCCUUUGUAUCCUAUGGUCUUGGAUUUCUACUUUUAGAACUCUUCCAAGAUGAAGGUGUAGGUAAUUCAUAUGGUUAUAUAAAUUUCCUUGCGUUUUCUGCAUCAGGUAUUUCUUUAUUGUUACAUGCAACCACAUUCAAAUGCACCGGAGCAACAUUAUUUGCUUUAACAUCUUUUUCUGCCGCAUUAUUAUGGGCUCUUUUGUUCGAACCGUCAAUAAACGAGUUCUCUCCUGCAUUCGGUGAGACCGAGUUAACAAAUGAUGUCGAAACACAGGUUGAAAAGUUCACUCGUACAAAUCAAUACUAUAAUGUUGAUGAAAAUUACGGAAGCUACUCACAACAACAAUCCUCAGGCUACAUGAAUUAG